This is a messenger RNA of Cucurbitaria berberidis CBS 394.84, 831 nucleotides long. RefSeq lists its product as uncharacterized. The record is from RefSeq and is a predicted model, not a curated record. Bases 1 to 831 code for a protein of 276 amino acids. NCBI's taxonomy places the organism in Eukaryota, Fungi, Ascomycota, Dothideomycetes, Pleosporales, Cucurbitariaceae. The transcript has a single exon.
AUGGACGUCUCGCCACUUCUGCGCUUACCUGUCGAACUUCGAAGACUAAUCUAUUGCUACGUCCUCCCCCACACCACGACAUUCGAUGUGCGUUUGCAACGCCCUCCCGACCCUGCCCCCAAAGCCGAGUUCAAUCUGACAUUCGUCCGGCAGAGAAAUGGCGACGGGGGCUGGCGCAUGCAGAAGACCUCACCGCGCACUGAUCGCGAGAGUGGCAAUGAUAUCGUCUGGCUGCGCGGCGGCACGAGCCUGUUAGCUGUUAAUCGCCAGAUCCACGAAGAGGCAGCAGAUAUGCUAUACGGAAGCAAUAUCUUUGUGGUCGACGUGACGUUCGAUACAAUCAACUUUCGCUACCGCUGGCGGACGGCGAACAACUUGACACCGAAUCGAGCGUACCAAUUCCUGGAUCACUUCUCCCAACGCAACCUCCUUCGAAUAAAGAACUAUGUCGUAAACGUAGAAUCGGUGGACGACUACACUGGCAUGAUAAAAUACAACCACGGGGGGCGCGGUCUGCCCGCAGGAAUACGACGAAGAGUACAGGAGCUCGUGGACUUGUUGGUAGUGGCUCCGCAGUUGCACCGGCUGCAGCUACAUUUGAUCGAUGGCGCUAUAAGUCGUGUGAAGUUUCCGAGUGGCAGGGUCCAUAGAGUACAGGACGAGAGCAACUUUUCGCAAACACAGACAGUGCUGCUUCCGUUCCGAGCGCUUUAUGGAGUGCGCAAAGCACAGGUCACUGGAGUAAGUGAAGCGUACGCAGAAAGUUUGGAGCGGCAUAUGGUAGCGCAGAGAGAACAUCGAACCCUUGAGAGGGGCCAGGUUGGAAUAUAA